Culex pipiens pallens (northern house mosquito) is the source of this 2198-nucleotide messenger RNA. RefSeq lists its product as uncharacterized. The coding region runs from base 76 to 2190 and encodes 704 amino acids. The transcript is spliced from 3 exons. NCBI's taxonomy places the organism in Eukaryota, Metazoa, Arthropoda, Insecta, Diptera, Culicidae. The record is from RefSeq and is a predicted model, not a curated record.
UCCCAGAAACAUUUAUAAGCCAAAAAAUAUGAGCUUAGUAUGUCAUGACUAGAUUUUGUUUGGUUCAUUCAGUUUAUGUCCGACCAGCGAACAACAGUGCAAACUAUGAAGAGAAGUGCAGUGUCGAUUUCGGAUUUCGAAAUCUGGCGUAAGAUCCAGAGAAAUGGGUCCUUCCGAAUAAAGAAGGCGAAACUGGUCACCGGAAGUGCAGACCAUAUUGAACAGCCCGCAGAACCCAGCAUAGACCAGCGACACCAACCCCAAUUGGACCAGGACCAACAUGAUCUUGCUGAAUCAACUUCUGCCAUGGACUCAGGCGAUGCUGCACAACAUUAUUUUUCAGAGUCUGAAGAUGACGAGCCUGCUGAUCUCCCCGAACAAAACCCGAUUGAAUUGAGAGAAGAGCUCCAAAAUUGGGGAAUCGAGCACCAGAUCAAACACUCUGCAAUGAACGCACUUUUGAAAAUAUUGAAAGUUUUUGUGCCCAACAAUGCGCUUCCAAAAGACUCCCGAACGCUUUUCAAGACGCCUGCAAAAAUUGACAUAAGCUCAGAUCCAGAACUGGAGGGGAAAUACUGGCACUACGGUCUCCAGAAAGGUCUUUUGGAUUUGCUGGCGAAAGCUGAAACUAUCCCGGAACAACUUUCCAUAAACAUUAAUAUUGACGGGCUUCCGAUCUCUAAAAGUUCGACCACCAACUUUUGGCCGAUCCUCGUAAAUGUGCACGAAAUGAAACAAGCUCCAUUUGCUGCUGGGAUUUUUUGUGGAGCUAGCAAGCCGAAAGACGUAAACAAAUUUCUAAAUCCAUUUGUCAUCGAUCUCAACAAUGUUCUCCAGGAAGGCCUGAAUGUAAAGGAUAAACAUAUUACAAUCAAACUUCGAUGCUUCAUAUGCGAUACCCCCGCCCGUUCGAUGUUGCGAGGUGUGAUUGGUCACAACGGCUACGGUUCGUGUCUUAAAUGCACCACAGAUGGAGAAUACUCGUACGAGUUUAGUAAAAUGAUUUUUCCUCAGCUAAACGCUCCUCUACGAACUGAUGCAGAUUUUCGAUCAAAAAUGUUCGAUGAUCAUCACAAAAACACAUCUGUUCUAGAGCAGAUCGUGGGUAUCGAUAUGAUCAAAGACUUUCCUAUCGGCGAUGCACUGCAUUUGAUUGACCUCGGAAUCAUGAAACAUUUUUUGACCGGAUGGAAGAACGGCACAUUGCAUAAUUUAAAAGCACGAUGGUCAGCACGAGAAGCAAAAAAUAUCAGUGAUUUUUUGACGCAAGUCGAAUUACCCCGAGAAAUAAGGCGCCCAGUCCGCGGUCUUGAUCACUUACAGCGUUGGAAGGGAACGGAGUUUAGGACAUUCUUGUUUUAUCUGAGCAUAAUAGUUCUGAAUAAGUUCUUUAAUCACAAAGAUAUUUAUCACCACUUCCUGAAUUUUUUUUGCGCGAUUCAAAUAUGUGUCAGGCAUGAUCAAGACCCCAAAAAUUACCAGAUUGCCCGUGCGAUGUUGCAUGACUUUCUCAAUGGAGUGAAAUCCUUGUACGGAAAGUUCAUGUUCAGUAGCAAUAUGCACAAUCUCGUACACUUGAUUGACGACGUGGAAAGAUUCGGACCAUUAGACACAUUCGACGCUUACCCCUUUGAGUCGAAAUUGUACGUAAUCAAGAAUAUGAUUCGAAGUGGUAAUCUGCCCUUGUCCCAAAUUGCAAAAAGGCUCACCGAAAUCCAGAAAAACGCAACGAAUAUUGAAAUUCAUUUCAACAAGAACGAAGUACAACUAAAAAAGAAAGCUGCCCUUGAGGAUUUAGAUAACAAACUGAGGAAAAUCGUUAAGAAAAAUAGUCUUGAUUUGUAUAACUUUGUUCAAUUAGGUAGCUUUUGUCUUGAUACAAAACGAAAAGCUGAUUGUUGGAUUUUGACCAAACAAUUCGAAGUUGUGAAAGUGGAUAUGAUUGCUUUUGAUUCUAAAGAUAAGACUAUCUCUUUGUAUGGAGCAAAAUUGAAAACACAAGAAGACUAUUUUAAAAAGCCAGUUUUAUCUUCCGCGCUACAGAUUUAUGCCUCCGACUUAAAGCUCAAUCCUUCUGAACUAUUGCCACUUGAUACACUGCGUUGUAAAAUGGUUUGCAUAAACACAAACGACAAAAAUCUUCCUGAAUCAGUAUUCAUUCCACUUCUUCACACGUUAAAAAUAACAUAAAAAUAUAG